AUGCCCGUCUCUAGGCAUAGCAUCACAGUUCGUGCAAGCUGCAUAAGUCACAAGAUCCGAGAAGUCAACAUGGCUGACGAACCACAGAUUAUCUACGCGAUCAGAGUGUUCUUCGAAGUAAUAUGGAUGAUCAUAAAAGUGAACUAUGAAGUACUGAAGUCAACGUUUAGAAUGGUGAUACCAUCAGAUCCUAAGGAUGUCAGUGACGAUAUCAUUCUGAUAACUGGUGCCGGUCAUGGCAUGGGUCGAGAGAUGGCUCUGCGGUUCGGCCGCCUCGGUGCCAAAAUCGUAUGCGUGGACAUCAAUCCCAAAGGAAACGAAGAGACAGUCAAACUAAUCAAGCAAGAGAAAGGAGAAGCUUUUAAUUAUGAAUGUGACGUCACAAACCGAUCUGCCGUCAUGGAACUGGCAGAGAAAGUGAGCGUUCAAGUUGGAGAAGUAACCAUCUUGAUCAACAACGCCGGCAUCAUGCCCUGCAAGCCCGUUCUGAAACACUCUGAGAAAGAAAUCAGGACAAUGAUGGAUAUCAAUGUGAACGGUAUUCUCUGGAUGAUCCAAGCCUUUUUACCAGCGAUGCUGGAGCGUAACUAUGGUCAUAUAGUCUCCAUGUCAUCCAUGGCUGGCAAGAUGGGACUACGUAACUUGGUACCAUACUGCGGCAGCAAAUACGGAGUUAGGGGCAUCAUGGAAGCACUUUCUGUCGAACUGCAUGAAGACCCCAGAGAUACUAACGGGAUUAAGUUUACAACAGUCUGUCCAUACAUCGUGAACACGGGCUUAUGUCACAAUCCUCGCAUUCGUUUCCAAAAGCUGAUGAAGACUGUGGAACCCGGCGAAGCUGCCGACCAGAUUGUGGACGCCAUCCGAAGAGAAUACCACGAGAUCACCAUUCCUAGUGACAUGUAUUAUACUAAUAAGAUAUUCGGUCUCCUACCUCCUGCCGCCGGGAAGAUCAUGACAGACUUCAUAGGAACUGGUUUGGACCCACACGACUAA
Messenger RNA from Arctia plantaginis, 996 nucleotides. The record is from the annotation of a GenBank genome assembly. NCBI's taxonomy places the organism in Eukaryota, Metazoa, Arthropoda, Insecta, Lepidoptera, Erebidae.